Spirometra erinaceieuropaei is the source of this 2217-nucleotide messenger RNA. The record is from the annotation of a GenBank genome assembly. NCBI's taxonomy places the organism in Eukaryota, Metazoa, Platyhelminthes, Cestoda, Diphyllobothriidea, Diphyllobothriidae.
AUGGCGCGCUACAAGGUGGACAUCGCCGCACUCAGCGAGACCCGCUUCUCCGAAAAAGAUCAACUGGAGGAGGUGGGUGCCGGCUACACCUUCUUCUGGAGCGGUCGACCUAGGGCAGAGCGACCGGACGCGGGUGUCGCCUUCGCCAUCCGGAACGACAUCGUGGGACGACUACCCUGUUUGCCGCAGGGCAUCAACGAUCGCCUGAUGAGCCUCCGCCUGCCUCUCUGGGGAGGCAAAUUCGCCACCAUCAUCAGCGCCUACGCUCCGACGAUGACCAACCCCGACGCCGUCAGAGACAAAUUCUACGAGGACCUGCACGCCCUCUUGGCGACUGUGUCGAAGGCGGACAAGUUGAUUGUCCUUGGUGACUUCAACCCCCGCGUCGGCACAGACCAUACUGCCUGGAGAGGAGUGCUGGGUCCCCACGUUCUCCGCGGCUCAAACGACAAUGGUCUGCUGCUUCUCCGCACCUGCGCAGAACACCGCCUCAUCCUGACGAACACCUUCUUCUGUCUGCCGGAGCGAGAGAAGGCCACCUGGAGGCAUCCUCGGUCGCGCCAGUGGCACCUGCUGGACUAUGUCCUCGUCCGGAGGCGAGAUCAGCGGGACGUGCUGGUGACAAAGGCGAUCGCGGGCGCUGACGGGUGGACCGACCAUCGCCUCGUCAUAUCGAAGAUGCGUAUUCGCCUACAGCCUCGCAGGAGACCACAAGGUAAGCGACCCCCAGGUAAGCUGAAUGUUGCCUUGUUGUCUUUGCCCGCUCACCAUCUUCAUAUCAGCAAUGAGCUAGCUCAAAGGCUAGACAACCUUCCUAUCGCUGCCGACGCCGCCGCUGCCGAGAACGCCUCCGUGGAGAACCGCUGGUGUCAACUGCGAGACACGGUCCAGUCGACGGCGCUCGCCGUCCCCGGUCGCGCUCCCCGCCAACACCAGGACUGGUUCGACGACAACGACGCCGCCAUCAGAAAUCUGCUAGCUGAGAAGAACCGCCUACACAAAGCCUACGUAGAUCACCCAAUGGAUGCCACCAAUGCUGCCUUCUACCGCAGUCGCCGCCAGCUUCAGCGACGACUGCGCGAGAUGCAGGACGCCUGGACUGCUCGCAAAGCUGAGGAGAUCCAAGGCUACGCGGACCACAACGAAUGGAAGAAUUUCUUCUCUGUGAUCAAAGCUGUCUACGGUCCGCCGACGAAGGGCACUGCUCCUCUCCUCAGCGCCGACGGCAGUACUCUCCUGACUGAGAAGACGCAAAUCCUGCAGCGAUGGGCCGAGCAUUUCCGAGGCGUCCUUAACCGCCCUUCCGUCAUCUCGGACGCCGCCAUCGAGCGUUUGCCGCAAGUGGAGACCAACGUGGACCUCGAUCUCCCGCCAUCUCCCCAGGAGACCAUCAGGGUCGUGAAGCAGCUCUCCAGCGGGAAAGCACCCGGAUCGGACGCAAUCCCUGCUGAGGUCUACAAGCACGGAGGUCCCCAACUGAUGGAUCACCUGACUGCGCUCUUCCAAGAGAUGUGGCGUCAAGGUGAAGUCCCGCAAGAUUUCAAGGACGCAACCGUUGUGCAUCUCUACAAGCGCAAAGGGAAUCGCCAAGUCUGCGACAAUCACCGCGGCAUCUCUCUGCUGAACAUCGCCGGGAAGAUCUUCGCCCGCAUCCUUCUUAAACGCCUCAAUAACCAUCUGGAACAGGGCCUUCUGCCGGAAAGCCAAUGCGGCUUCCGUCGUCAUCGUGGGACCACGGAUAUGAUCUUCGCCGCCCGUCAACUUCAGGAGAAGUGUCAGGAGAUGCGGACCCACCUGUACUCUACCUUCGUGGACCUGACGAAAGCCUUCGACACGGUGAAUCGUGAAGGACUGUGGAAGAUCAUGCAGAAAUUCGGCUGUCCGGAGCGAUUCACUCAGAUGGUGCGUCAGCUGCACGACGGUAUGAUGGCGCGAGUCACGGACAACGGAGCUGUCUCAGAGGCAUUCGCAGUGACCAACGGAGUGAAGCAGGGCUGUGUGCUGGCGCCUACCCUCUUCAGUCUUAUGUUCUCUGCCAUGUUGAUGGAUGCCUACCGCGACGAACGACCCGGGAUCCGCAUCGCCUACAGGAAGGACGGUCACCUCCUGAAUCAACGGCGGAUGCACUUUCAAUCGCGCGUAUCCACAACCACCGUUCACGAACUCCUCUUCGCCGACGACUGCGCCCUGAACACCACCUCGGAAGAGGAGAUGUAA